UUUAAACCGAGGCAGUCUAAGGGAAAAAUGCAAGAACUAAAGCUUGGUGUCCUGACUUUGGUGUACCUUGUUGUAUUAUGUCUGAUUCAAUUAGGUGCCGCGGACCAGAACGGGCAAUCUUCAACUGUUUUAAAAGAAAACACAAAGAUCGCCUUACGAAAAGUGUGUGAGCAGUUGUGUUUUGAAGAAUCAGCGAAUUGUCCGAACGAAUGUCAAAUGGCGAUAUUUCAACCCCUGGUUAGCAGCGAUGAUAUCCCGUCAUACGACAAGAGAGCGUCACGGGGAAUAGACGGCCUUACAUUUGAUGACUAUUUGUUCUUGAGAUGGCUUGGUCGAGAUAUGAGCCGAAGGAGGAGAGUAUACAAGUAACGAGCCCAAAAUAGGGGGUCGCUUUCUCUUCUUCAAGCAAACGUAAAUGCGUCAUCCACUUUCAUAUGAAGUGAAACAUAAAAAUACGGCGUGAUUAGCUAAUACAAGUGCAUUUGAUAAGCCUGGCAUCAAAGCAGAGUGAAGUCAUACAUGAAGGGGAAUAAUUGUUUUAUGGUUUUGUAUGAUGGAUGUAUUCUUAACAGUUUGUAAACCAAUAUUGAACCCAGUUCAACUGAUGUUG
Molecule: messenger RNA, 610 nt
Organism: Mya arenaria
Lineage: Eukaryota; Metazoa; Mollusca; Bivalvia; Myida; Myidae
Exons: 5
Coding region: 28-369 (113 amino acids)
Source: RefSeq, a predicted model, not a curated record